AUGUCUGACAUGCAGACAGCUCUCCGUGUAGCGCGAUCCAGAUGCUCGGGAAGUGGAAUACCAGAACCAUGGACCAAGGCCAACCCCACUCCCGACUCAGGAUCAAGAUACGAUAAGCCAAUCGCCGCAGCGCAAGAAGACGGACUACCCAAGAUCGAUAUAUCCGCCUUCCUGGAUGCAAAUUCCACCCCAGAAGCACGCUCAACAACUGCAAAAGCAAUCAACGCCGCAUGCAUAAACUAUGGUUUUUUCUAUCUCACCGGCCACGGUAUACCAACGUCAAAGCUUGACGAAAUCAUCAGCCUAGCCCGUGGAUUCUUUGCCCUACCACUGGAAGAGAAAAACAAGAUCAAACGCUUUGACGCUGGAAGUCCAGAGGGAGGCGAUGGCGCACGCGGGUACCAGGGCCUGGGGGAGAAUGUAACAGGUGGACUGCAAGACAUGCAAGAAGCCAUCGACUGGUACCGCGACUGGCCUGCAGACAAAAGAGAGCCAGGAGACGGGGGGGCCAGUAGUGUGAAGAGUCUACAGGGUGUUAAUCUAUGGCCUGAGAAACCCGAGGCGCUCAAGCCUGUGUAUCUGGAGUACAUCGAACAAGUCAAGAAGGUGGGCGAGGCACUCGUACAUGCCAUGGGUGUGGCAUUGGAUCUAGGGCCACCUGUCAAAGACACAAGUAAAGAUUUGGAAGACGAAGAGGUAUUCGUGAGGAAUUGCGAUGAGUCGUUUUGGGUCAUGCGUAUGAUAGGGUAUCCGCCCUUGACGACACCACAUACACCCGGUGCAGAUAUCUCACAGUUCUCCUGCGGCGCACAUACAGAUUACGGAUGUGUCACCCUACUCCUAACUGAUCCUACGCCCGGGGCCCUCCAGGUGCAGCUCAAAGACGGGACGUGGCUUAACGCAGAUCCGAUACCCGGGGCCUUUGUGGUGAAUAUUGGGGAUAUGAUUGAGCGGUGGACGAAUGGGCUGUGGAAGAGUACAAUGCAUAGGGUCAUUCAUAGGGGCCAGCAGUAUAGGAUUAGUGUGCCGUUUUUCUACGAGCCCAACUUUGAUGCCCUGGUUAGGCCGCUGGAGAAGUGUGUGAGGGAGACUGGGGGAAAGCCGAUACAUAAGGGGAGUACGUAUGGGGAGCAUCUUUUGACAAAGGUGUUUAGCAAUUUUUACUAUAGUAAGAGGACGGACUGGUAG
This is a messenger RNA of Pyrenophora tritici-repentis Pt-1C-BFP, 1188 nucleotides long. Its product is annotated as naringenin,2-oxoglutarate 3-dioxygenase. The record is from RefSeq and is a predicted model, not a curated record. Gene Ontology annotation, molecular function: 2-oxoglutarate-dependent dioxygenase activity. Lineage: Eukaryota; Fungi; Ascomycota; Dothideomycetes; Pleosporales; Pleosporaceae.